GUUUGUUUAGUAUUUAGUUUAAUAACUAAAGAAUCUCAUCGCGAUUCAUAAAUUUAACACUGUAAUUAUGAAUCACUCGCUCUUAUUCGUCCUUCUGUCAGCAUUAUUUAGUUCAGCGUUAGCCGUACGUUGCUAUCAAUGUUCCUCGCAAACGGAUCCGAAGGGAGUGGACAACUGUGGAGCCUACAAGGGUUUCAACAAGACCCAAAACAUUGCCAUCGAGUGCAACAGCGAUGAGUCGCACAUGCCCGGAUCGUUCUGCAUGAAGGUGGUCCAACAGAGCCCCAGAGGGUUUAUCUGGGAUGGCCGGUGGCGUCAGGUUAUCCGGCGAUGUGCUUCGGUUUCGGAAACCGGAGUGACCGGUGUGUGCAACUGGGGAGUUUACGAAAAUGGUGUCUACUGGGAGGAAUGCUACUGCGCCGAGGAUGGCUGUAAUCACGCGGGUAGAUCCGUAACGAUUUCUACCGUUGCACUGGCGAGUAUGCUGUUGGUGAGCCUCGUCGGUCGCCGACUUUUUGCAUAGGUAAGAGUUGCGCAACAUUAUGUGUAUUUGUGACGACAUUCCGUUGAGUAAGAUAAGUAAGAAGUAAGAUGUAGAUUACGUAAGAAACGAAAGCACAGUCUUAACACAAUUGUAAUUCAAAAUAUGUGCCUGAUCUAAAGUAAAUCACAUUCCGUCCAAUGUUUUUGACAAAAAUAGUAAUAUAAGUUUUAUUAAAACUAUGAA
Molecule: messenger RNA, 727 nt
Organism: Sabethes cyaneus
Lineage: Eukaryota; Metazoa; Arthropoda; Insecta; Diptera; Culicidae
Exons: 3
Coding region: 68-523 (151 amino acids)
Biological process (GO): regulation of synaptic transmission, cholinergic; sleep; positive regulation of voltage-gated potassium channel activity
Source: RefSeq, a predicted model, not a curated record